GCCUUGUCGAAUUACCGAUAUGCACUAGAAGUGUACAGAAAUGUUUACCGGCGUGAAGUUUCCUAUUUCGUUAGAUUUGUGAAUCAAGUCCUAUGUGAUAAGUUUCAGUGUGUUUUAUAACCGAAGAUUUUCGAUCAUCAAGGACAGAGGAGCGGUCGUAUCGGCCAGUUCUGAAUGUAGGAUGUUCAACACGGUUAGGAUCGGAGGCCGAAAUCAGGCGGGUCUGUUUGACAAGCCCAUCGCGCCGCGGCAUCGUUGAGAACAGUUCUCAGGAGCAAAGCCCAUUGGCGUAGCAACAGAAAAGAGUUAGAUCGCUGACGGCUCGUUGGUGCAAAAGGGUUCCGAGACUGUACGCUAGAGAAGAGUCAUGGAUCAAUCGGACAGCCCUCCUCUGAAAGCAUCAAGCAUGGAUAAUUUAGUCAGGGCUAUGUCUUAUCUAGUCCUUGUACAGAAGAAUAGAAUGAGCCAGAAUGACACCUGCAUCUAUGAUGGAGAAGACACGAAGUUCAAAAUCGACUAUGAAUCAAACACGUACAAUAUAUAUCAAUUCCUGAACAACCAUCCGGGAGGCGUGAACUAUGUCAAACCAUACGAGAGCAAAGAUGUUGCACAAUCAAUGCGUCGAUAUGACCAUUCCAAAGCGGCCUAUUAUCUACUCAAAGAAUAUCAGCAAGGAGGGAGAAAGAAAGAUGAGGAUGAUUUGGAGCGUUUGGUAGACUGGAACAAACCCAUGCUGAGUCAAGUUGGGAAACUAGGAACAAAAUAUAGUGAAUGGGUGAUAUCACCAGUAGACAGGCGACUGAGGUUAUUUGACAGCGAUCUUCUGGAAUACCUUACCAUAACUCCAUGGUACGUGGUACCAAUGAUCUGGAUACCCAUCAUCAUAUAUCUAGCUGUGAUCGGAACCAAAAAGUAUAUUCACAUUACCAAAGACGUUUCACCUUGUAUACCAGUAGUACUAAGUAUAUCAGAAGGAAUCGUUCUUUGGACGUUGAUAGAAUAUUCCCUACACAGAUGGGUUUUCCAUAUGGAACCGUCUGGGAAGUCGAAAUUAAUGAUAUACUUUCAUUUUGCCAUACAUGGACUUCAUCAUAAAGUACCGUUCGAUUCAAGAAGAUUAGUAUUUCCACCAUUUCCAGCUGCCAUAAUCACGUUCACCAUCUACAAGCUGACGUCAUUGUUUUUCUGUGACUCUACACAUCUGCUGGUAAUUGCAGGUGGAUUAUUAGGUUAUGUCGUUUAUGACAUGAUUCAUUUCUACUUACAUCAUGGAGCACCUGACGAGAACAGCUACUUCUACCAUUUGAAAAGAUAUCACAAUCAACAUCACUUUGCUCACCACAAUAGCGGUUUUGGUAUCAGCAGCGUCUUUUGGGACAAAAUUUUCGGAACCGCAUUGCAUUUGCGGAAACUAGCAAAAAGCAUAAAGUGGUGAAACGCACAUAUAAAUACAUUUACACAGUUUUACAAGAAGUGUUCUACAAGUGUGAUUUUAUUAUUUAUUACUACGAUGUAUUUUAUAGAUCGGAUUUUUGCAAAAAAUAUUAUUUUUCCAUUGUUGUAUUGUCUCUCCUCACCCUCGCUUAUUGUUUCUUGGGCGGAGUCUGUAAUCUGACCCUCUUCUAUCGAUAUGUUAACGAGCUUUGCUCUACUGAUUUGAGCUAUCCUACACUAUUCCGUCACGUGCUAGGCCUGAUAGAUGAACACACCAGGUUUCUCCUCAUCCCUAG
Messenger RNA from Acanthoscelides obtectus, 1730 nucleotides. The record is from the annotation of a GenBank genome assembly. Lineage: Eukaryota; Metazoa; Arthropoda; Insecta; Coleoptera; Chrysomelidae.